Molecule: messenger RNA, 3466 nt
Organism: Monomorium pharaonis (pharaoh ant)
Lineage: Eukaryota; Metazoa; Arthropoda; Insecta; Hymenoptera; Formicidae
Gene: hppy
Product: mitogen-activated protein kinase kinase kinase kinase 5
Exons: 20
Coding region: 229-2976 (915 amino acids)
Biological process (GO): protein phosphorylation
Molecular function (GO): MAP kinase kinase kinase kinase activity; ATP binding
Source: RefSeq, a predicted model, not a curated record
UGCGCCUACAAGCAAUUCAGCUGUUGCGGACAAUGGCGGUGUCUCGACGGACGGUGUGACAUCUCGACAGGCUAGAUGUUUCCGCUGCGCUGCCCGGACGCGGCUGCACGUAAACACGCAUCGGUUCGCGGACGCUGAAGAGACGGAUCCACGGCGCGCAGCUCCGGGUGUCUCGCUCUUUUCUCCCUUCUCUCUCUUACGCUCUUUCGCUUUUUCUCACCGCAUACGAUGGCUACGGUGAAUGCAAACGCGCUGUCCAGUGAUAUAAGCCGUAGGAAUCCCCAGGACGAGUAUGAGCUCAUCCAGAGGAUAGGCAGCGGGACCUACGGUGAUGUCUACAAGGCUAAACGGCUCUCCAUGAAUGAUCUUGCGGCUAUUAAGGUUAUCAAACUGGAACCAGGUGAUGACUUUGCAAUCAUUCAACAGGAGAUUCUAAUGAUGAAGGACUGCAGGCAUCCAAAUAUUAUUGCAUAUUAUGGCAGUUAUUUAAGGAGAGACAAGCUAUGGAUAUGUAUGGAGUAUUGCGGAGGUGGAUCGUUGCAGGAUAUAUAUCAUAUAACUGGACCAUUAACAGAAAUACAAAUAGCAUAUAUGUGUCGGGAGACCCUCACUGGUUUAGCUUACUUACAUAGCAUGGGCAAAAUGCAUCGUGAUAUUAAGGGUGCCAAUAUACUCUUGACUGAGGCAGGUGAUGUAAAAUUAGCAGACUUUGGUGUAUCGGCGCAGAUCACUGCGACGAUUAACAAGAGAAAGAGUUUUAUUGGUACACCUUAUUGGAUGGCUCCUGAGGUAGCAGCUGUGGAGAGAAAAGGUGGUUAUAAUCAAUUGUGUGAUAUCUGGGCAUGUGGAAUAACUGCAAUUGAAUUAGCGGAGUUGCAACCGCCAAUGUUUGACCUACAUCCAAUGCGCGCUCUGUUUCUCAUGUCGAAGUCUGGUUUCAAGCCACCGACAUUGAAGGAUCGCGACAAAUGGAGUCCAACGUUCCAUAACUUCGUUAAAAUUGCCCUCACAAAAAAUCCAAAGAAAAGGCCAACCGCAGAAAAGUUGCUUCAGCACGCGUUUUUCCAAGGAGAGAUGAGUAAGAGACUGGCUUUAGAAUUAUUGCAAAAAGUAUCAAAUCCCAGCCAUAUGUUUACGGAUCUGGAGGCCGACGAAGACGGGGCAGUACCAAAUGUUCCACAAAGAAUAGCAUCGCGACACACCGCAAGACCUAGGCCUAAAAGUCCCAUAUCGCAACUGGAUAGUGACGAUCAAAUCAACAUUGAUGGAGGAACAUUACAUAGAGAAUCCAUAACGCCAUCUGUAGAUAGCAAUCCAGCAUGGGAUAUUAUGGAUAUUAUGAAUAAUGUUAAGGGCGUGCACAAUUGUGACGUGCAUCAAGACUGUGGAAUGGGAUCUGCGUUUGAAGACGUCCAGGAAAAGAGUCUAUUGCAGUACAUUGAUGAGGAGUUGUUGCUAAGGGGGAAUGCAAUGUCGAUGGUUGGUGGGCAUUGCGACCAGCUAUAUUCCCUGCAAGCUACUCUUCCAUUGGGGGAAUCUUCGAAUGAUUGCGAAGUCCAUUGUCCCUAUUAUAAUGUGUCUGGAUCUCAAGCGAGUCCCAGACGUCACAGCUCCGUGGACGAAUUGUAUGGUCUCGUCAAUAAUUCUCAGUCUUUAACUGCUGUGAAUGGGCAACGCCAACGAUCAUUAUCGGAUAGCGGCCCUAGGGACGAGCCCGCACAGUCGAACGGUGACAACGAGGCAUCGGCUGAACGAGAUAGGGAAAAUAUGAGUCCAGACUUACUGUCAGACACGCCGCCUGUUCCUCCAAGGAGAAGGGAUCGAAAGAGACAUACACCACCAAGACCCAUAAGUAAUGGAUUGCCUCCUACACCAAAAGUACAUAUGGGAGCAUGUUUUUCAAAGGUAUUUAACGGGUGUCCACUGAGAAUACACUGUACCGCAAGUUGGAUUCAUCCAGAUACAAGGGAUCAGCAUCUACUGAUUGCAGCGGAAGAAGGAAUUUAUAAUUUAAAUUUGAAUGAACUUCAUGAAACUGCGAUAGACCAGUUAUAUCCCAGACGUACUAUCUGGAUGUAUGUUAUCAAGGAUGUUCUUAUGUCUCUUUCCGGAAAAACGCCUCAAUUGUAUAGGCACGAUUUGCUAGCAAUCCUAAGUAAACAGACUCAUAGAUUUUCGUUGCACAUGAAUAAAAUACCAGAGAGAUUAGUCCCUAGGAAGUUUGCCCUCACUACGAAAGUGCCAGACACAAAGGGAUGUACAAAAUGUUGUGUUGGGAGAAAUCCAUAUAAUGGGUACAAGUAUUUAUGUGGUGCAAUGCCAGCAGGAAUAUUCCUAAUGCAAUGGUAUGAUCCAUUAAACAAAUUUAUGCUUUUGAAACAUUUCGAUUGCGUUCUACCAUCGCCUCUAAAUGUUUUUAAAAUGGUUAUUACGCCUGAGAUGGAAUAUCCGAUGGUAUGUGUAUCUGUAAAACAGCCAUACCAGCAAAACAAAUUAAAACUGGAUUUAAUUAAUAUGAAUUCGGGAGCGAGUUGGUUCCACAGUGACGAAUUGGAAGAUAUGGACGGCUCAGCAACUGUGAUACCAAGACGAGAGAAUUUAAACGUUAUUAACGUUACACAAUUUGAGAAAGAUGCAAUACUUGUUUGUUACGAUAAUGUGGUGAAGAUGGUAACUUUACAGGGGAAACCUCGUGUUAGCAAGAAGCAGCUGUCAGAGCUGCAGUUUAAUUUUCAAAUCGAAUCUAUCAUUUGUUUGCCUGAUAGUGUACUGGCAUUCCACAAACAUGGUAUGCAAGGUAGAAGUUUCAAAAAUGGCGAAGUUACACAAGAGAUUAGUGACCCAAGUAGAACUUAUAGGGUACUUGGCUCAGAUAAGGUUGUGAUGUUGGAGAGUCACCUAGUUCAAAGUGGCACACUGACUGAAUCGGAAGGGGCGGAUUUGUACAUUCUCGCUGGACACGAAGCCAGUUAUUAAAUACUGAUCCUAAAUAGCGAGCACGUGACCACUUGCUGUAUGGUUUCGCAUGAUUUGAUUGAAUUGCAUGUAACAUGGAACGGCUACAAGAACGGUGAGAGUAAAGUAUACGGAGAUGAAAAUUUUAUGAUUAAUUAUUCCACCGCGAACAUAAAUGCGACUGACACAACCAGCGUGCAAACUUUGCGAUAGUCGCUAUCUCUCCGUGUAGCCGAUAUUGCAUAGACUGGUAGUUAUUUUCAAUAUUUUUUUUAACGAGUGUCGUAGGGCUAGACAGUACUUGCAAUGGAUACGAGUAAAGCCAUUAUAAUGGGGAGAAAAAGUAAAUUUAGCGAGAGGACAGAUAAUGUGCAUACGAAAUUAUCCUUAUGCCUGAUCAAAUGAAGCUAACAAUAAUCGCGCUGCAAAUGAUAUUGAAUAAAGGCGAUUUACUAGUUUAUUUAGCUAUAUGUUCUAAAUUAUGCAGUUAUAAAUUGUAGAGCUAUGAAAA